GCCCGCGACAGAGUGCAGACUGGACUGGGAACGCCGAUUAACCUCCCAUCAGACUCUCACCUUACCUUGGCAGAGCUACACAGAUUUGCCACAGUCUAUCUUCAAGAUGCCGAACCACCAUGUUGUCGGUGCUGGAGAGGCUGAGAAGGGCUACGAAGCAACGCAAUAUGGUUACGACAAGCAGACAAUUACCACUGAGGAGCCAUUUGUGCACGGCGCUGCUACAGUUGGCGAAGCUACUGGGCGAGGAGGAGACACACAUCGUGGACUGAAGAGUCGACACAUCCAGUUCUUAGCCCUUGGUGGUGCUAUUGGAACAGGUCUCUUCGUUGGAUCCGGUGCCAUCCUUGCGUUGGUCGGCCCCGCGCCGCUGUUCAUGGCUUACCUAGCCAUGAUGAUCGUCGUCUGGAAUGUCAUGAACAACUUGGCUGAAAUCGUCACUUACUUGCCUAUGAAGGGUAUCACCAUCCCCUACUUUGUCAAGCGCUUUGUCGACCCUUCCCUCGCAUUUGCAGUGGGAUGGAACUACUGGUACGCGUACGCCAUUCUUGUUGCCGCUGAAGCCACUGCUGGAGCCAUCCUUUUGGAUUACUGGGAGACGCCUGUUCACAGCGCCGUCUGGAUCACUAUCUUCCUCGUGAUCAUCUUGUUCCUGAACAUCGUCGCAGUUGGUAUUUUCGGUGAAGCAGAAUUCUGGUUUGCUUCUAUCAAGUUCAUCACAAUCAUGGGUCUGAUCAUUGUCGGUUUCACGAUCAUGCUGGGUGGAAGCCCUAAUAGCCAGGGCCGUCUGGGCUUCAGGUACUGGAAUGAACCUGGGGCCUUCAAACCGUAUCUCACCGGAGGAGGUGGUGGCAGAUUUCUGGCAUUUUGGACUGCGUUUGUCCGAGCCGGUUUCGCCUUCAUCACUUCUCCGGAACUCAUUGCGCUCAGUGCUGGUGAGACGAUCGAACCUCGACGCAACAUCCCCAAGGCUGCUGGUCGUUUCGUCUGGCGACUUGCAAUCUUCUACGGGUUCGGAUCCUUCAUCAUCGGUGUUAUUGUUCCCUCGGACGAUCCCCAACUCCUUAGCCCGAGCUCAAACGCUUCCGCGUCGCCUUUCGUCAUUGGUAUCCAGAGGGCUGGAAUUGGUGGCUUGAACCAUGCCAUCAACGCAGCAGUGUUGACAUCCGCCUGGUCGGCCGGUAACGCUUUCCUUUUCUCCGGAUCGCGUGUGUUAUACGGCAUGGCACUGAACGGUGACGCUCCCAAGGUUUUCGGUAAGACGAACAGGAACGGUGUACCUUGGGUUGCAGUCCUCGCGACCUGGACCGUUGGUCUUCUCUCAUACCUCAACAUCUCCAGCACCGGUGCCCAAGUUUUCACCUGGUUCUCCAACAUUUCCACCAUCUCCGGGUUCAUCGCUUGGAUUGUUGUCAUGAUCACUUACAUUCGCUUCCGCAAGGCCAUGAUUUACAACAACAUGCUCGAUCAGCUGCCCUACCGCACAAAGUUCCAGCCUUACGCUGUCUGGGUCGUUCUCGUUGUCGUUUCGCUAUUGACCAUCACAAAUGGCUUUGGCGUCUUCGCGAACGGCAAUUGGGAUGUCUCUGAUUUCCUCGCGGCCUACAUCACGAUUCCCAUCUUCUUAGUCUUGUACAUCGGCCACAAGAUCUGGUUCCGGACUCCAUUUUGCAUUAAGAUCCAAAACGUUGAUGUUAUGAGUGGCAAGAGGGAGAUGGAUGAGCUGUGUGCGAAUGACAUCUCUGGAGCACCUGUGCCGAAGAAUGUGUUCCAGAAGAUCUGGUUCUGGAUCGCUUAGCUGUACCCACUCAUUCCUGCAUUGAAGCAGGU
This is a messenger RNA of Macroventuria anomochaeta, 1830 nucleotides long. RefSeq names its product proline-specific permease-like protein. The coding region runs from base 107 to 1798 and encodes 563 amino acids. Gene Ontology annotation, molecular function: amino acid transmembrane transporter activity. The record is from RefSeq and is a predicted model, not a curated record. Gene Ontology annotation, biological process: amino acid transmembrane transport. Lineage: Eukaryota; Fungi; Ascomycota; Dothideomycetes; Pleosporales; Didymellaceae. Gene Ontology annotation, cellular component: membrane. The transcript is spliced from 2 exons.